UAAAGAAAUAAAAAUCCUAUACAAAGGCAUGUUUAGUAGAACAGACAAAAUUAGGAGUGAUGCUGUCGUCAUGAACUGGAAAAACACAGGAGACUACAGGAGGCUGGGAAUCAGCAGGGAUGCUAUUGCUGAAAGCAAUUCCAUGUAAGAGGAUACAAAUUAUGCAGAUAAAGUGAGUGGUACUGCGGUAGCCAUCUCCAGGCAAUACUGCAUUGAUACGCUCUCUCUCUCUGCUUCUCUCUGUGAUUUGAACUGCUUGUAGUGAGGAGAGAAUGAGGAUGUGGAAGGGAAACAAUAGCAUUUCAACAAUAGAUUUAGUGUAGUACUGAUGUGAAGCUUGAACUGGUGUUUACUGCAGCUGUGUUUUCAGGGACGGACUCUGUUGUUGGUGAUGUAAGCUGGAAGAGCACAAACAAACAACUGAUUUGCACAAUCCGAAUAGGCCAAGUGCUUACCGAGCUUUUAUUGAUGUCGGGGAAUUAAGUUUACUCCACGUUUUCUGAUGACAAUUAAGGUAAUUUUUCCAGGAAACUGCAUGCUGAUAAAGAGUGGACUCUUAUGUUUCUGAAGCUUCAAAUAAAACAUUGUGCAGGAAGAUAAAACAACAGCUCGGCUUGAAAUUACGUGGCUGUGCAUGAAUGUACAAAAAAACUAUUUUGGACAUGACUCUGAAGCUAAAUGUGUGGCCGUCUGUCAAAGAGAAGCUUUUAUUACAGCGUCAGGUUCUUUUAAUUACGGUAAUGCGCAACGAUAGUUUUAGGCCUUUGUAUGUAUUUUCUAGCAACAAUUGAAGCCAGCUUCACGGUUAAGCAGGCAAGUUGCUGUCAAAACAGUCAACAUUGAGAGGAGACAUGAAAGCAGAGCAGAAAUCAUGUAGAUAAAAACUCUACUUGGUUCAGAUGUCUGCAGCAUAUAUUCACAGAUGAAUUGCUGUCUGAAUACAGAGGUGUUUUUUUCUCUUCAGACUAAUGCAAUUUAACUGAAUAGCCACUUUCCCAACACUCAUCUUUUUAUGGCUGAAAGUGACUAAGGUGGAUAUUUUGGAAUUUGCAUGAGGCGGCAGAAGAUUAUGGGUACAUUGUAUUAGAACAUGUAAAAAAAAAAAAAAAAAAAAGCCCCAGGAGCUGUUAGCCAAAACAAUUAAAAAAAAAAAAAAAGCUGCUGCUGGAAUUGGGCAUGAACAUUUUCUAGUCUUGACCGUUAUGAUGGUACAACGAGACAUUGAAGAUUAAAAACUGAGCAGUCAAAGUCAAGUGUACUUGAGGAAGAGGGAGCAGAGCAUCAUAGCCAAAGUGGUGAAAUAAAUCCUUCAGUAUCUUCAGGAAAUUAUCAAGGAAGCAGAAAAAACUUGAAAGAAAACAAAUCCGCCAAGGGUGACAGAGAGAGGACAGCCUACACUUUGCAACAAGAAUGAUUGUGUUGUAUUGUUUUGUGAAUUGAGCAUUGUUCAAACAUUGUCAAUGUGAAAAGGUUUUGCAGCAGACAUGGGGGACUGUUCAGAGUACCAGCGGCUACCAAAUGAAGAAGAGGAGAAGCUGGGCAGUAGCAUGCAGUCAGAUGAGGGUACAGACUGGCUCCUGGAACUCCUGGCAGAGGUGCAGCUUCAGCAGUACUUCCUUCGUAUCCGCGACGACCUCAACGUCACCCGCCUCUCUCACUUCGACUACGUCAAGAAUGAGGACAUGGAAAAAAUCGGCAUGGGCAGACCUGGGCAGAGGCGGCUGUGGGAGGCAGUCAAAAGAAGGAGAGCUCUGUGCAAACGCAAGUCCUGGAUGAGCAAGCCUCUGUCUCGCACUCCUCAGGUGUUCAGCGGGAAGCGGCCUGACUCAGAGUUCCAGCCUCAGCCAGCCUCCACCUUCCGCAAGGUGUGCACCCCACCCCCCCAGGAGAGUCAGCAGGCUCUCACCUGCCUGAUCAGCGAGAAGGACUUGGCGCUCUUCGAGAAGCUGGGAGAUGGCUCUUUCGGGGUUGUCAAGCGCGGAGAGUGGUUCGCGCCCACGGGGAACGUGAUGAAUGUUGCUGUGAAAUGCUUGAAAACUGAUGUCCUCAACCAGCCAGACACCUUGGAUGACUUCAUCCGGGAAGUGAAUGCCAUGCACUCCCUUGACCACCAGAACCUGAUCCGCCUGUAUGGUGUGGUUCUCACACACCCCAUGAAAAUGGUAACUGAACUGGCACCUUUGGGCUCAAUGCUGGACCGUUUGAGAAAGAACCAGGGACAUUUCUUAAUAUCAACCCUGUGCCAGUAUGCCAUCCAGAUCGCCAAUGGCAUGGCCUACCUGGAGUCAAAGAGAUUCAUCCACCGAGACUUGGCUGCCAGGAAUAUCCUACUAGCCUCUAAUGAACUGGUAAAGAUAGGUGACUUCGGACUUAUGAGGGCACUGCCCAAGAAUGAUGAUCACUACGUCAUGCAGGAACACCGCAAGGUCCCCUUUGCAUGGUGUGCCCCGGAGAGCCUAAAGACCCGCACUUUUUCACAUGCGAGUGACACCUGGAUGUUUGGUGUGACACUCUGGGAGAUGUGUACAUAUGGACAGGAGCCCUGGCUAGGACUCAAUGGCAGCCAGGUUACCAGUAUUCUCCAUAAGAUUGACAAGGAGGGAGAGAGGCUCUCCAAACCCGAGGACUGCCCCCAGGAUAUCUACAACGUGAUGCUGCAAUGUUGGGCACAGAAACCUGAUGACCGGCCUACCUUUGUAGCACUCCGAGAGUUUUUAGUGGAGACUAUGCCAACAGACGUGCGGGCGCUGCAGGAUUUUGAGGAACCGGACAAACUGGUUAUUCAGAUGAACGAUGUCAUUACAAUCAUUGAAGGCAGGGCUGAAAAUUACUGGUGGAGGGGUCAGAAUAAGCGCACCCUGAAGGUGGGCCAGUUCCCCCGAAACACUGUGACUUCCGUGGCAGGACUGUCAGCCCAAGACAUCAGCCGACCCCUUAAAAACAGCUUCAUCCACACAGGGCAUGGUGACACGAACCCUCAGCGCUGCUGGGGGUUUCCAGACAAGAUCGAUGACCUGUACUUGGGUAAUCCUAUGGACCCACCUGAUGUGCUGGGAAUGGGUGUGAAUGCUGCCAGACCAACUCAACUUCCAGGAAGGUCAAAAAAGGAGCCCCCUCCACGCCCCCCUCAGCCAGCGAUCCUAGUCAAGAGUAAGUCUGGCCAUUCUCUCUGGUUUAGGCACUGUUCCUGCCCUCUCUGUUCUAUUCUAGCCCCACUCUUCAAAGAGCCCUGCUAUGACCCUGUUACUGAGGAGGAGGAUUUCACACCCACAGGCUUAAAGAAACUCUCCCUGAAAAAACAAGGACCAGCCAAGGGUCUCAAAGUGGUGAAACCAGCUGCGUGGGUCACUGGCACAAAGAUAAUUGACCAGCAGUGUUUUGGGGGCAAGCCAGCAGGGCCCCAAACCAACGAGGUGUCUCUGAUUGACUUUGGAGAGGAGAUUCCUCCAACCGACCCCUCACCAGUGGGGGAAAUACAGAUUCCGAUGCUGGCUAAAUUAGCUUUGAAGGCAGACUCAAUACUUGACAAAACCCCACCCCAGAGUCCUACUGGGGUCCUUCCUCGACCCCUGCACCCUACACCUCUGGUUGACUGGGACUCCAAACCCCUGCCUCCCCCUCCCGCUUAUGACGAUGUAGCCCAGGAUGAGGAGGACAUAGAGGUCUCUUCCAUAAACAGUUCUGAGCUGUUGGACAGGAAGUCCAAAUAUGCAACAGUGAAUCUCCAAAAACUUAAGGAGAAGGGAGAGACCAGCUUUGGCUAUGUCCAAGAGACUGAUUCAGGGGGAAAGCCCAAACUGGAGGACAACCUCUUUCUGCCCUGCAAGCAGAGCCAACAGACCAACUUCUCAGUGUCUGCAGAGAUCUUCGAGGAGCUCCAGCAUGAGUGCAUGAAGAGACUGAACGUUCCUGUGGUCUCACCUCAACCCUCCUCCCCCAGCCCCACAAACCUGGAGCUCCACAAGCAAAUCGUCUUGUCUUUCUCUGAAGGGAAGCCACAGAUCCCGCCACGGAUACCCAUCCCACCUCGGCCCAUCAAACGGAACGAUUACGGCCGCUGGUCCGGGGAUCUGUCUCCGGCUUCGGGAGGCGAGGAGGUUAAACCCCCUCAGAUCCCACCUCGAGACCCUUUAUCGCAGCCCAAUUCCAGAACUCCAAGCCCCAUGAGCCUCCACGUGGGCUCCCCCCAGCAAAGGUCAAGCCUUUGCUCGACAGUAUCCUUUGGCUCAUACCUUUCCACCUCCCCAGGCAAGCUAAUGCCAACCACCCAGAGCUUUGCAUCGGACCCCAAAUAUGCCUCGCCCAAAGUCAUUCAAGCACAGGGCAAGGACUGCACUAAGGGCCCAUGCAUUCUGCCAAUUGUCAAAGAUGGGAAAAAAGUCAGCAACACGCACUACUACCUCCUCCCAGAAAGGCCGUCCUACCUGGACAAGUACGAGAAGUUUUUUAAGGAGACUGAAAACCCGGAAGACGGUUCCACCAAACACAGCGCUACCACAGCAACAGUACGACCAAUGGUCCAGGUGUCUGACUUCAAAGCUAACUUCUCCUCCAACAACAGCAACUUGGGGGCCAAAACCACAAUGAAGACAACAUACAGCCUGCAAAAGCUCAUCUUUGACGGGUCUGUCGGGAAGGCAGAGGGAGCCAGGCCUACUGACAAAAUCAGAUUGGUGCAGGAAGCUGUUCAUGGGGUGACAAUGGCAGAGUGCCAGACAGCGCUGCAGAACCACUGCUGGAAUGUCCAGAAAGCUGUGCAGUACCUCAAGGUUGAGCAGUUGUUCUGUCUGGGGCUGAAGACAAGAACGGAAUGUCUUAAAAUCUUAGAAACAUAUGACUGGAAUCUGGAACUGGCUAGCUCACAACUACUGGACUCCUAUAGCACACUGAGGCAAAGGCGAUGAAGAACUGAAAUCCUUCAGUUAUUUUGGCGCCACUGGUUUUGUCCAUGGAAUGUGUGAACAGAGAAACUGCUGCUUGACUAGGAACAAAAUCUCAACAGGAUUAUUGAAUACAGUUCCUACCUACAUACUGCUGUUCCCAUUGUAAUGCUGUAUAUUCAGGCUAAAGGUCAUUGCCAACCAAUCCAGUAUUUCUUCUGAAAAAAGUUCAGCUUGUGUGUGUGUGUGUGUGUGUGUUUGCUUCUAAACAGUGUGCUUUAUCUGGGAGGCUCAUUAUUGUUUUAUACAGAGUUUA
Molecule: messenger RNA, 5196 nt
Organism: Polyodon spathula (Mississippi paddlefish)
Lineage: Eukaryota; Metazoa; Chordata; Actinopteri; Acipenseriformes; Polyodontidae
Product: activated CDC42 kinase 1-like
Exons: 16
Coding region: 1485-4904 (1139 amino acids)
Biological process (GO): signal transduction; protein phosphorylation; negative regulation of epidermal growth factor receptor signaling pathway
Cellular component (GO): extrinsic component of cytoplasmic side of plasma membrane
Molecular function (GO): protein serine/threonine/tyrosine kinase activity; protein binding; ATP binding
Source: RefSeq, a predicted model, not a curated record